Molecule: messenger RNA, 1209 nt
Organism: Trypanosoma rangeli
Lineage: Eukaryota; Euglenozoa; Kinetoplastea; Trypanosomatida; Trypanosomatidae
Exons: 1
Coding region: 1-1209 (402 amino acids)
Source: RefSeq, a predicted model, not a curated record
AUGGCUGGCCGUGUGCUGUUGGUGUGUGCCCUCUGCGUGUUGUGCUGCGCCGGCGGCGGUGCCGGUGCGUGGGGCGGCGGCUACUGCACGGAUAGUGACUGGAGGGGCUUGAGGGCCGUCGCGAAGGACAUGACGGAGGCGGAGAUUGAGGGAAAGUACUGCAGCCGCAAGCCAGAGUUUGCGCAGGGGCUGCGGGUGAUUCCGCAGGCUGUUGGUGGUGAAGGUCUUUCUACAGGCACCGGCGCGAGUGGUCCGAGCAGCGGCGAAGGAGACAAUUUUCAUACCGAGGAAGGACUGCAGCGUACAGGCAACCAAAAUCUGUCCAGUGAUGCAAGUGGGAGUAGCCGAUUGGAUUCGUUGGAAGAGAAUGGCAGUGAAGGACGAGGCGGAUCACCGGGAGGCAUGGAGAGAGCAAAUUCUUUGGAGCCGAAGGGACCAUCACCGCCAGAGCGAAAAGAAGGUGAGAACUUACAGUCAAGUGACAGCAGCAAAAGUCAAACCGAAAAGGGAGUGAAGACUCAGGAGGGAGGAGACUCACACGAGGCGCCAGCAAAACCACCAGCGACUCCGCCAUCUGAAGACAAUGCACCGAGUACGACGGUAUCGGAGCCUUCUACACCAAAGAAGGAAGGUGGGGAAGAAGGGAGUGAAGAGAAGGGGAAAUCGAAGGGAAAAGUGCAAGAGCAAAAACAAACGGGGGCUCCUGCACUGUCUCCAUCUACAACAAAAAACGAACAGCCAAUGACAAUUGGAUCGUCAGCGGAGGCUGGACAGAAAAAUACACAGCCCGACGAUGCACCAAAGGCGGAUGAAGAGAAAGUCAAAAUAACGGAAGUUGAGGGCGCCCCACAAAACACUCAGACGACAAAAAAUUGGGACGACGCGAGGGCAACUCCACAAAAUUCCCCUGCAGGUGACGGUGCCACUGCCAGCGGUCAGGCUGGACAGACCACUACGGGGGAUGGCAGUGAAACUCAAACGUCUGUUGCUGUGGUGGGACCGGGAGCAGCAGCUGAGAACGCGGCUGAUGCACCGAAGGGCAGUGGGAAGGAAACAGCAGCACAGCCAGUUGCGAGCAUCACCGCUAAUGCGACAAAGGCGCUGCAUGGGGAUAGUGACGGCAGCACCGCGGCCUCGCAAUGCAUCUCCCCCCUUGCGCUGCUUCCUCUUCUUGCGUGUGCGGCGGCGGUUGCAAUGUUGGCCGCGUGA